AGACCGGCGCCGCGCCCGGCGCCCAUUGGCCGCCGCGGGAUAAACAAAGGGCGCGCUUCCGGACCACCACCCACGCGCCCGCGGCCGCCGUUGCCCUUGACCCCGAGCCCCCGAAGCCCAGGGCACGCCCCCCGCACCAACCCCCCCAAAACCCCUCGAAACCCAGGCGAGAGGCGCCGUGGUGGAAUCGACCGCUUUUCUCGGAGUCCGCAGCUCCUCCUCGCUCCAAGGGCCGCCGCGCUGCUCCCAUCACCAAUCCACCAACCCCUGGUCACCCAGCCGCCAUGGCCGAGCGCCUCGCCACCGCCGCCGCCACCCUCCGCGCCUCGGCCGCCGCCGGCGCCCCGGCCGCCAGCCGCGCGGCGCGGGCCGGCCGCGCCUUCUUCUCGAACUCGUCGGCCUCGCCGGCUCGCGCGCGCGUCGCCCUCCGCGCCGCGCCCUCUCGGCUCCCGCAGAAGGCGAGGGCGGUGAGGUGCGCGGCUGCGGCGGCGGCGGCGGCGGCGGCAUCUGACGCGGCGCAGCUGAAGGCCGCCCGCGAGGACAUCAGGGAGCUUCUCAGGACGACUCAUUGCCACCCCAUCCUGGUCCGUCUGGGAUGGCAUGAUUCUGGUACAUAUGACAAGAAUAUUGAGGAGUGGCCACAACGAGGUGGAGCUAACGGAAGCUUAAGAUUUGAUGUUGAACUGAAACAUGGAGCCAAUGCUGGCCUGAUAAAUGCUCUAAAGCUUAUCCAACCAAUUGAGGGCAAGUACCCGGGCAUCACUUAUGCAGAUUUAUUUCAGUUGGCAAGUGCUACAGCAAUUGAGGAAGCUGGUGGUCCAAAGAUUCCAAUGAAAUAUGGACGGGUUGAUGUUACAGGACCUGAGCAGUGCCCACCUGAGGGGAAGCUUCCUGAUGCUGGCCCAAGUUCACCUGCUGACCACUUGAGGGAGGUAUUCUACAGAAUGGGCCUUGAUGACAAGGACAUUGUUGUCUUGUCUGGAGCACAUACACUUGGAAGGUCCAGGCCUGAACGGAGUGGCUGGGGAAAACCAGAGACAAAAUAUACCAAAAAUGGUCCUGGUGCACCUGGUGGGCAGUCAUGGACAGCUGAGUGGCUGAAAUUUGAUAACAGUUACUUCAAGGAGAUUAAAGAGAAAAGAGAUCAGGAUCUUCUGGUCCUACCUACAGAUGCUGCUUUAUUUGAGGACCCUGCGUUCAAGGUCUAUGCGGAGAAAUAUGCAGCGGACCAAGACGCAUUCUUUAAAGACUACGCUGAGGCUCAUGCUAAACUGAGCAAUCUGGGUGCAAAGUUCAAUCCUCCACAGGGAAUCUCUCUGGAUGAUUAGCGCUGCACCUGAGCCAGAGCCCCGUGAAGCAGGCACAUACUCUCCUACAAAAGGAUCAAAGAGAAACACAUACGAUUUAUUACUCAUCGUACAAAGAUGGAGCGGUCCCGAACUUUUCAUGAUUGAAGAUUAUGUCUUUCAAUUCAUCCCGACUUUGGAAGCGAGCUUGCGAAUGGGAAUAAAACAGACACGGCAUGAAUUUCAGAGCCAUUGUGUGAUCCUCCAGAUGGAGCUACCUGAUCUGAUGUUCCAUUUCUCUUCACAUGAUGCUUUGCAUGUACUGUCAAUUUUUCUAGUAGCAACAUGAUUCCUCUAUUCCUCUUGCACGGGGUUACAGGCUUACAGCUGCAGAUAACAGCCAGAUCUGCAGCACUUAAAAACUUUCUGGACCCUA
Panicum hallii is the source of this 1722-nucleotide messenger RNA. Its product is annotated as probable L-ascorbate peroxidase 7, chloroplastic. Gene Ontology annotation, molecular function: peroxidase activity; heme binding. Gene Ontology annotation, biological process: hydrogen peroxide catabolic process; cellular response to oxidative stress; response to reactive oxygen species. The coding region runs from base 285 to 1328 and encodes 347 amino acids. Lineage: Eukaryota; Viridiplantae; Streptophyta; Magnoliopsida; Poales; Poaceae. The transcript is spliced from 12 exons. The record is from RefSeq and is a predicted model, not a curated record.